AUGGAGAGAUGUAGUUGCUUGAGAACUGUGAGCAGCUGUAGAUCAUUACGACUGACUUACUUAGUCCACGUCAGCUCCUAUUUGUGUUCUGGCUUGAAAGCCUCACGAUCCCACCUCCUGGCAUCGACUUCAGUGCUUCUAGCAGCAAUCGCAGCCGUCCAAUUUCUAUAGUAGCUGUUUUCCUCCUUAUCAUCGGCACCCUUCCACCUGCAGCUCGCGAGAGCUCGCCACACUUUCGCGAAAGUUCUCCACUUUUCGCGACAAGUCGUCAUUGUUCGCCACAUUCGCUUGUCUUCGCGACGAUCUCGCCAUGGAUCCGAGCCCCAUUCGCACUCAGGUCCAGCAGCUGAUCUCACGAGCUCUCACCGGCAUUCCCCCCCUCCCCGCAUCUCACGGCACCCCUGUAAAUAAUAAAGACACCGAUUCCAAUCGGGUUCCCUUAAAGCCACUCCCGCAGGCUCUCGCGAACGCGGGAAACCCUAACGCGUGUAAGAUCUGCCACGUGGACAUUCUAGGAGGUCCUAAGUUCCGGAUCUGCCUCUCCUGCGGUGCGCCGUCGCAUCUGUACCCCGCAACUCGGUCGUCCCUGGAUGGGGAUUUAAGUACGGGGAGGUCGAGCAGGCAGAGCGUGGGAAGCGGAGAGAGGACUAGCGAUGCUAGUAGGGGUAGCUCGGACAGCAGCUCUAUUCCGGGGACGAGUGUAUCGGCGACGACAAAUGCGAGUAACGAGAAGAGCUUAUGGCGAAACACGCGGAUCGAACGGCGGUUUCUGAUGUCCCUUGAAUUCAAACCGCAAGACGACAAGCGCCGUCGCUCCUCCUCCACCCAGCCAUACGAGCGCACUCUCGCCGAAACCCUGGCGGGCAUCAACGCGCCUCCCCCAGAUGUCACCUCCGCACGGGGUAGCACCACCGAGCGCACCUCGAAUGUCACCUCUGCACGCGGCAGCACGGGUGAACCUCCCUCAGAUGCCACCUCCACGCGAGGUAGCACCUCUUCCUCUGCAUCUUCUACUGCCGGUGCUGCUGGUGGGGGAGCAGGCGCAGGAGCAACAGCAGCAGGCGCAGGAGUAGCAGCAGCAGGAGGAGGAGCAGCAGGAGCAGGAGGAGCAGGGGGAGCAACCGCAGCAGCAGCAGCAGCAGCAGCGGCAGCGGCAGCAGGUGGAGGCAUUUCGGCCUUUGCACCAGCACCAACAGCAGCAGCAGCAGCAGCAGCAGCAGCAGCACCACCUCCUGCGCCCUCUCAAGCUCCUGAUUUUAUCCCCGACGAUUUCUUCGCCGCCCCUCCUCCUCCCUCCACUUCUGUUCCCCCUGCUCUCUCUGCUGCUGCCUUCCCUGCUCCUGGUGCCCCCCCCACCACUGUAGCCGCCGCUGUCCUUGCGGCCACGUCAGCAUCAGCUGCCUCCACGUCAGCUUUCCCAGCUGCGGUUCCCGCCAUUCCCAGUGCCAAUGCAGCAGCAGCAGCGUCGGCAGCCACCCCAUCGUUCUUUGCUGCCAGCUUUGGGACCUCCUCACCUGCCAAGUCGGGAGGAGGGCAGCAGGCGGGAGGGCAGGCCGUUUCUGCCCCAGAGAGGCACAGCAGCAGUGGUUCUUCUGCUCUGGACUUCUUUUCCCAGCUCAGUGGCAUCACAAGCUCUGUCCUUUCUGGCACCACCACCUCGUCCUCUUCUGCUCAACCCACCGGCCCCACUCACACCAACGAUCCUGCUGCUAACAUGGCUGGCUUUGCGGGCAGUUUCCCUGGGAGUCAGCCGUACUCCUCUCACGACGGGCAGUUCGGGCAGUUCGUAAAACAGGAGCCGGCGAAUCUGGUGGUGCAGGAUAUUUUGCAGUCGCUGCCCGACUUGUCCUUCAUGCUGGCAGAUCACCUGGUUGUGCCUGGAAGGGACCCGGGGGGACUCAGGGAGUUCAACAGCCGGCCAAAGGUUUCUGCUGCUUCUAUAGUUGCAUCGUGCCUGCCCCCUCGAGCAACCGUAGCAACCGCAGCGGCAUCGGCAGGAGCAGCAGGGGCAGCACCAGGAAGAACAGCAGCAGAAGCAGGAGCAGCAGGAGCAGCUGGAGCAGCAGGAGCAGCAGGAGCAGCAGGAGCAGGAGCAGCAGAGGCAGGGCAUGGCACAGGGCUCGUAACACCUUCAGCGGGAGCAAAUGGCCUUUUUGAUUCAGCAGAAGGAAGUGUGAGUGUAGAAUCUACAAACGCAGCAGCUACAAUGGAGGCGGAAGGAAGUGCAAUGCAGGAGCCGACAACAGCUGGACUUAAUUCUUUGGACAAUGUCCCGGCUCCGUUAGUAGGCCAUGGUGCCAAUACGGUUUUUGCUCCUCCUGCUGCUGUUGCUGCUGCUUCGGCUGCUGGAGCUGACCUUGUGGCGGUUCCUGUUGCAGAAAGCUCGGUUUCUUCUGUGGUUGCCGGAAUGUCAAUGGGUGGUUUUAUGGCUGAUGAAGAGGAGGAUGACGACUGGGGCGAUUUUGAGUCGUGAUUGAGAAUGUUGGCUGAACCUGGGCUGAGGGGUGCAGGAGCAUUUUGUGUUCUGCACGGUUUGGUUCAAAUCAGUUGCUUUUGAGUGAUGUUUUUUCUGAUACUUCAGUUACGCUAUGGAUUCUCUUGCAAGUUCAGUUCUCGUAUGGUAUGGACCCCUGAUCUUAAGAACGAUAUA
This is a messenger RNA of Closterium sp. NIES-67, 2650 nucleotides long. The record is from the annotation of a GenBank genome assembly. Lineage: Eukaryota; Viridiplantae; Streptophyta; Zygnematophyceae; Desmidiales; Closteriaceae.